AGAUUUUUCCAUAACACCACCAUGGUAACCAUUGCUCUGAUUUCCUUUCUCCUCUUACAUCUCAUAACAGCCACUAUUUCUGUCACGCCUUCACCGUAUAAUGCCACAGACUAUUUCUUGCUCAGCUGUGGCGCACCAUCACCCGACGAAUUCGAUGGCCGUCUGUGGAAUCCGGAUACCCACUAUCCAAAUUUCUUACCUUCCAACUCUUCAACCAUCUCCACACCAGCCAUACCUUCUGAACAAGGCUCAGUCGACAGAGUUCCUUAUAUGACCGCCCGUAUUAUAAAAUCUCCCUUCACCUACACUUUCCCCGUCUCCCCUGGCCCCAAAUUCCUCCGUCUCUAUUUUUACCCUGCCGAUUACGCGCCUUACAACAAAUCGGAAUUUUUUUUCUCCGUCACUGCUAAUAAUUUUACCCUCUUGAGUAACUUCAGCGCCUUCCUCACAGUCUCUGCAAGUACCGAUUCUCGUAAAGUACAAAAAGAAUAUGUCAUCAAUGUUGAUGAAACUCAGAUUCUCAAUAUCACUUUUUCUCCUUCACCAAAUUCUUAUGCUUUUGUUAAUGGGAUUGAGAUAGUUUCCAUGCCAACUGAUCUUUACAUACGCGGAGACAGUCAGAACAUCAAUUUGGUGGGACAGAGUAAUUUUUAUUACAUCAAUAACAACACUGCUCUUGAAAAUUUGUACAGGCUGAACGCGGGGGGCAAUCUAGUUCCUAGCACAGAGGACACUGGGAUGUAUCGUGAAUGGACUGGAGAUGACGCUUUCGUUGUCGGAUUAGGCUAUCAAACUCCUCAUUUUGGUGACUACGUCAAUUACACUUCUGAAACCCCAGCUUAUACUGCGCCAACCAUAGUUUACACAACCUCCAGGACCAUAGCAAAUUAUAGUUCUAGUCUGGAGUGGAUAUUCCCUCUUGACUCUGGGUUCUACUAUCUUUUCAGGCUUCAUUUUUGUGAGAUUCAGCAGGAAGUUAAGGAACAGAACUAUCGGGUUUUCGACAUAUCCAUUGGAAACCAAACGGCAGAUCAACAAGUUGAUAUAAUUCAACGGAGUGGCGGAUGGAGAGUCCCGACGUACAAAGACUACGUGGUGAAUGUGAGAGACCCAGAUGGUCGACGAAGCAAGCAAAAUGUGUGGCUUGAAUUGAAACCUAACAUGGAAACAAAAGCUGUGUAUGCAAACGCCAUCUUAAAUGGCUUAGAGAUUUUCAAAUUGAGUGAUCCAAAUGGAAAUCUGUCCGUGCCAAAUCCUGAACCGCCCUUAGCAGUUCCGACUAAUUCACCCCCAAACAACAAAAAGAAAAAAUCAUGGCAUAUCGUUGCUUUUAUCAUUGCAGGUGUGAUUAGCGGAAUUGUUCUGUUUUCAAUUCUGGGUUUCUUAAUUUCCCGGAGACAAAAUAGGGGAAAAGAUUCUGGUACAAGUGUUCCCAAGUCUUUAGAGUCCACGCAAAACACAGGCGGCUCAGGCUUAUCAUCACUACCAUCCGAUCUGUGCCGACACUUCUUAGUAAAAGAGAUUAAAACCGCAACAGGCAAUUUUGAUGAAACUUUUGUGAUUGGAUAUGGAGGUUUUGGUAAUGUUUAUAAAGGAUACCUGGACAAUGGUACAACCAUAGUGGCAGUCAAGAGAUCAAAUCCUUCAUCAAAGCAAGGGGUUCGCGAGUUCCAAACAGAGAUUGAGAUGUUAUCAUCAAAGCUCAGGCAUCUACAUUUGGUGUCCUUAAUUGGUUAUUGUGAUGAUAACAAUGAGAUGAUCUUGGUUUAUGAUUACAUGGCUCAUGGAACCCUCCGUGAUCACUUGUACAAAACUGAUAAUGCUCCUCUUUCAUGGAAGAAACGCCUAGACAUUUGCAUUGGUGCAGCUAAAGGAUUGUAUUACCUCCAUUCUGGUACCAAACACACGGUCAUCCACCGAGAUGUCAAGUCAACUAACAUCCUAUUGGACGAUAAAUGGGUCGCCAAGGUGUCAGAUUUUGGAUUAUCCAAAGUAGGUUCACUUGGUGGGACAGAUAUUACCCAUGUUAGCACUGCAGUCAAAGGAAGUUUUGGGUACGUAGACCCUGAAUACUACAAGCGUCAACAAUUGACAGUAAAAUCAGAUGUUUAUUCCUUUGGGGUGGUUUUAUUUGAAGUGUUGUGCGCUAGGCCAGCAAUAAUUCCUAACUUGCCAAUUGGACAAGUAAAUUUGGCAGAGUGGGCUUGCAGGUGCUAUAGAAAAAGAAAUCUUAAGCAAAUCAUUGAUCCUAAUUUGGAAGGAGAAAUUGCCCCGGAAUGUUUAAGCAAGUUUGCAGAAUUGGCAUAUCGUUGCUUGAGGGAUCAAGGGGUCCAAAGGCCAUCAAUGGGUGAUGUUGUAAGAACUUUAGAAUUUGCAUUACAGCUUCAAGAGGGUGCAGAUAAUAGAGGUCGUGAAGUGGAAGGGCACAUAUACCCGCCUAGCCCUUCUUUUCCCUCGAUUAUUAAUAGUCAUGCUAAUAUAUCGACCAAUGAAGAUGAGAUUUUCUCAGGUUCAGGUGAAGUUGAAAGAAAGCUGACAAGCAAUGGUAUAUCCAUGUCGACCAGUAAGAGUGCCAGAUUGAAGAAUGUCACCCUUUUCUCUGAUCUAGUUAAUCCAUUGGGGCGAUGAAAUUGUUAUGAUUGAUACAAUAAAGUUACAUAUAUGAAGUUUUUUCAGCUUUAGGUGAUCAAAUUGGGGUCCAACUCGAAAAGUAACGGUACAUCCAUGACAAUUGUAUCGACAAAUUGAAGAGUGUGACCAUUUUCUAUAAGAUCAUGAAUCUAUUGGGUGGAUUAGAUUGUUACAGCUGUUCAAUAACAUACAUAUUGUUA
Molecule: messenger RNA, 2831 nt
Organism: Lycium ferocissimum
Lineage: Eukaryota; Viridiplantae; Streptophyta; Magnoliopsida; Solanales; Solanaceae
Product: receptor-like protein kinase FERONIA
Exons: 2
Coding region: 22-2628 (868 amino acids)
Biological process (GO): protein phosphorylation
Molecular function (GO): protein kinase activity; ATP binding
Source: RefSeq, a predicted model, not a curated record